AAUUUCAAUUUGUUCAUUCUUCUUUACUUUUAUGAUUUUGAUAUCUUACUAUACUUUCAUUUUCAAAGUAUUACUCCAUGAUUAAAUUUUGUGUCCUUAUUUCAAUAUCAGUCUUAAUGCUGUGGCUGAAUGAAUAUUUUCUCUUUGAGAUGCAUUUGGUUGGUUAUUUCUUAAUCUAAACAUCACUUUUCAAACUUUAAGGUAUGUAUUCUUUUUUAGAACUUUGUCUCUAGGUACUUUUUUUUUAUGUAAUCUUAGGAUAUUCUAAGUCCUCAAAAUAGAAGAAUAUGACAAAACAAAAUGUUGAUACAAAGAUAAAAAGAUGGAGAGGUGUUUAUUUUUGCAUUUUUAUAGCUGGAUCCAUUGCUCUUCUUCUUUCUGGUGCAUCCAUGUCGAAAUUCUUCUCUUUGAAAUCAUUUCUUGAUGUUGAAUCUUUUUACCCUCAUCUAACUCCUUCUGAGGACACAAAUAGGAAUAAUCAAAAUGAAGUGUUAGCAACUGUGCAAAUUGUGAUUACGAAAAUUCAGGAAGAACUUGAAAAACUUAGAGAAAUACAUCAAAAUCCAUCAUCAUCGUCGCUAUCCUCGUCACAAUCUGUGUUGAAACAAGGUGCUUUCCUUUCUGACAUAUUAGGACUACUCGAAUCUCUGCAUAGUGAAGAUCAAAACGGUGGUUUUGUGGUUCAUCCUUUGAUGAAAGAAAAGAAACGAUCUGACGAACCUGCUAAUUACUUUUUGAGAGAAGAGAUUCGAAAAUAUGUCAGAGUUAGGCCUAAUAGAUUAGGAAAACAAAAUUUCAUGGGAGCGAACGCAACAUUCACUAGCAUAGGACAUGCAUGUUUUUCCAUGAAGGAAGAUUUAGAAGAGUACAUGGAUUAUGAUAUUGGUGAAAUAUGUAAUGAUGAUUGGAAACUAGCUCAAAAGCUUAUGGUUCAUGGAUGUGAUCCUUUACCAAGAAGAAGGUGUUUUUCUCGAGCACCUAAGCUAUACAAUAAACCAUUCCCUAUCAAAGAAUCCAUGUGGAAAUUACCUGAUGAUAGAAAUGUUAGAUGGAGUCAAUAUAGGUGCAAGAACUUUACUUGUCUCGCAAGCAACAACAACGCUCGAAAGGGAUUCUUCAAGUGUGCGGAUUGUUUCAAUCUUACCGAUCAUGAGAUGCCGAGAUGGAUAAGAUUGGAAGGUGAUUCAAUUUCAAACCAAACAAGUGAAGCUGAUUUUUUCAUAGAUGAUGUUCUUGGAAUUAAGUUAGGUGAGAUUAGAAUUGGAUUGGAUUUUAGUGUUGGAACAGGAACUUUUGCUGCAAGAAUGAAAGAUUUCAAUGUGACUAUAGUUUCAGCAACUAUUAAUUUUGGUGCACCUUUUAGUGAAAUGAUAGCUCUUAGAGGACUUGUUCCUCUUUAUUUAACUAUAAAUCAAAGGCUUCCAUUUUUUGAUAAUACACUUGAUUUGAUUCAUACAACAAGGUUUCUUGAUGGUUGGAUUGAUUUUGUUCUUUUGGAUUUUGUUUUGUAUGAUUGGGAUAGAGUUUUGAGGCCAGGAGGGUUACUUUGGAUUGAUAGCUUUUUUUGCUUGAAGGAAGAUUUGUAUAUUUAUUUGGAGGCUUUCAAAAUGUUGAGAUAUAAGAAGCAUAAAUGGAUUGUUGUUCCAAAGAUUGAUAAGGAUGAUAAAGAGGUGUUCUUUUCUGCUGUUUUAGAGAAACCUUCUAGGCCAUUUAGGUAAUCUUACAUUGUAUUCCUCCGGCCGAAAAUGUGGCAUUAAUCCUUGAGACGUUCUUUUAUAUACAUAUAUGUAUCUGGAUCGAACUCCUAACUACGUACUCAUUUGUAAUCGUAAAUGUUGAACAUUUAGCAGCCUUGUCUUAAUAAACUUGUAGAAAUAAUGCAUAUGAAUAUAAUAUAUGUCAAUAAUGA
Molecule: messenger RNA, 1909 nt
Organism: Trifolium pratense (red clover)
Lineage: Eukaryota; Viridiplantae; Streptophyta; Magnoliopsida; Fabales; Fabaceae
Product: probable methyltransferase At1g29790
Exons: 1
Coding region: 288-1718 (476 amino acids)
Molecular function (GO): methyltransferase activity
Source: RefSeq, a predicted model, not a curated record